AUGGGAGGAAAUAUGACAUUUAUUACAGAGUUUACACUAUUGGGAUUUCCCCUUGACCCAAAAGUUCAAGUGUUUCUCUUUGGAAUAUUCUCAUUGUGCUAUGCCUUCACCCUGCUGGGAAAUGGGGUCAUCCUGGGACUUAUAUCUCUGGACUCUAGACUACACACCCCCAUGUACUUCUUUCUUUCCCAUCUGGCCAUUGUUGACAUAGCCUAUGCCUGCAACACCGUACCCCAGAUGCUGGUAAACCUCCUGGAUCCAACCAAGCCCAUCUCUUUUGUUGGCUGCCUGGCACAAACUUUUCUCUUUCUAACAUUUGCUAUCACAGAAUGUCUUCUCCUGGUAGCGAUGUCCUAUGAUCGGUAUGUGGCCAUCUGUCACCCUCUCCGAUAUUCUGUCAUCAUGAGCUGGAGAGUCUGUAAUUUCCUGGCCUUGGCCUCCUGGACCUUUGGAAUGCUUUUAUCUUUGGUUCAUCUAGUGUUACUUCUCCCUUUACCCUUCUGUAAAUCUCAGAAAAUCAAUCACUUUUUUUGUGAAAUUAUGGCUGUUCUCAAACUUGCCUGUGCAGACACUCACAUCAAUGAGAUUAUGGUAUUGGCUGGAGCAACUUCUGUGCUUGUGGGACCCUUUUCCUUCAUUGUAAUCUCAUAUAUGUGCAUUCUCUGUGCCAUCCUUAGGAUACAAACAGGAGAAGGUCAAAGAAAAGCCUUCUCCACCUGCUCAUCCCAUCUCUGUGUUGUUGGACUCUUUUAUGGAACUGCCAUUAUUAUGUAUGUUGGGCCCAGAUAUGGGAACCCAAAAGAGCAAAAGAAAUAUCUGCUCUUGUUUCAUAGUUUAUUUAAUCCCAUGCUUAAUCCUCUAAUUUACAGUUUGAGAAACUCAGAAGUGAAGAAUGCCUUGAAGCGAGUUCUGCGGAGAGAGAGUACUUUAUGAAACUAUUAUGGCCUCAUAAUUAA
Messenger RNA from Suncus etruscus (white-toothed pygmy shrew), 956 nucleotides. RefSeq names its product olfactory receptor 13. Gene Ontology annotation, cellular component: membrane. Gene Ontology annotation, biological process: G protein-coupled receptor signaling pathway. The coding region runs from base 1 to 933 and encodes 310 amino acids. The record is from RefSeq and is a predicted model, not a curated record. The transcript has a single exon. Gene Ontology annotation, molecular function: G protein-coupled receptor activity; olfactory receptor activity. NCBI's taxonomy places the organism in Eukaryota, Metazoa, Chordata, Mammalia, Eulipotyphla, Soricidae.